GGGCAGACGACCGGCAGAACUUAAAAUCUUAUCCUCUAUCCGAGAUUCUUAUCUAUCCGAGAUUCUAUACUGUCCACCGUCGAACCGCUCGACUGGAAUCACAUCAAUACGUCAUGCAUCGCGCCAUUCGACUCUGCCUAGACGAUAAGCAGCGGGCUCUAACGGAUCCGCAGGUGGGAUUGCCUAUCGUGAGCUGGGAGCUAUAAGAUGACGAACGCGGUGGAAGACACUGCCCAUUGUCGCGGGCAAUUGCAUCGAGUCAGAGUCCAGUAGCGACUAUUCAACUGUUCAUACCUUCAAGUUCAUCGUUCCUCAAACUCAUCAUGGCCACCGCCUAUGUCAACGGCAAGGUCUACACCGUCGACUCGACGCUCCCUUGGGCGGAAGCCUUCCUCGUCCAGCCCGAUGGCACCUUUGGCACCGUGGGCUCCACGGCCGAUAUCACCGAGCUCGCGAAGAGCAGCGGCGCAACACUCGUCGAUCUCCAGGGCCAGUUCGUGAUGCCCGGCAUGCACGACGCCCACUGCCAUUUGCUCGUUGCGUCGCAAGAGAAGCUGUUCGAAGCCAAACUCGGGCUGGAAGCUGGCCCAGAGGACACGGUGCGCAAGCUGAAAGACUACGCUGGAUCUUGCCAGCACCUUGAGACUGUCGGCAACUGGCUGAUUGGCAAUUUCUACCACUACGCCAAUUUCAAGGACAAGAAGCCUGACCGGAAGUUCCUUGACGACGCUUUUGGCGACCAGCCGGUCGUCAUCCGCGAAUACACCACACACAACAUCUUCGCCAACACUGCAGCGCUCAAGGCUGCCGGAUACGAAGAGAACCCCGAGGACCCAUGGGACGGAUACUACGUCCGCCGCGAGGACGGCACUAUCACCGGCGAGCUCGUCGAGGGCGCUGGCAAAAGGAUGUGGGCGGCGAUCCCCAAAGGUACGCCCGAGUCACACGUCGAGGCACUCGAGUACGGUGUCAAGAUGGCCAACCGCUUCGGUUUCACCGCCGUUCAAGAAGCCUCUGCCAACGCUGUCUAUCUCGAAGCGGCCAAGAAACUUGACGAUAUGGGCAAGAUGACCAUUUCGUUGGACGCGCACGUCGUCUUCUGGGGCGCGGCCUUCUCGCAGGAGCUCCCUGAGACCCUGAUCAACAGCAUCAAUUCCGCAUACCGAUACCAAACCAAGCAUUUCAACCCCAACUUUGUCAAAUUCUGGCUGGAUGGCGUGCCGUGGGAGCCACACUUGACGCACUGCCCAUUGACCGAUGAUGGGAAGCCCGAUUACAAGAAGAUUCUUGUGCCGCCCAAGAUCUUUGCAGAUGCCAUCGAGCGCUUUGACAAGGAGGGUCGAACUUGCAAGGUUCACGUCUGUGGUCAAGGCUCGGCCAGAUUCGCCCUCGAGUGCUUCGAAGAGAUGCGCAAGCGUCGCCCCAAUGGUCCCAAGCAUGAGCUGGCCCACAACAUGGAUGUUCAUCCCGAGGACUUCGGUUACUACAAGAAACUCGGCAUCACCGCCGAGAUGAGCCCGGCCAUCUGGCACGAGCCCAGCUACCAACCUGAGCACAACCCAGCCUCCGUCUAUCCCUUCGCUGGGCUCCGUAAAGCCGGCGCUCUCAUCACCAUCGGCAGUGACUGGGUGUUCGCUCCAGAAACCCCCAACAUCUUCCCCGGCCUGCAGGCGCUGCUCCAAGGGCGCAAGGGUUGGGAGAUGGAGAAGGAGGACAUCCUCCGGAUCGUGACGAUUGAAGGGGCCAAGGCCGUAGGCAGGGAGAAGACUGAGGGCAGCAUCACCCAAGGGAAGCUGGCGAACUUCAUCAUUCUGGACCGGGACUUGGUCAAGGAGGAGGAUAUCUCGACUACUAUUGUGCGGAAGACUUUCUUCGAGGGGAAGGAAGUGUAUGAUUAUGAAACCGAUGAACUGAAGCACUUCCAGGGCCGUCCCGGUUAAACCGUUG
This is a messenger RNA of Amorphotheca resinae ATCC 22711, 1947 nucleotides long. RefSeq lists its product as hypothetical. Gene Ontology annotation, molecular function: hydrolase activity, acting on carbon-nitrogen (but not peptide) bonds. The record is from RefSeq and is a predicted model, not a curated record. The transcript has 2 exons. The coding region runs from base 324 to 1940 and encodes 538 amino acids. NCBI's taxonomy places the organism in Eukaryota, Fungi, Ascomycota, Leotiomycetes, Helotiales, Amorphothecaceae.